Messenger RNA from Didymodactylos carnosus, 432 nucleotides. The record is from the annotation of a GenBank genome assembly. NCBI's taxonomy places the organism in Eukaryota, Metazoa, Rotifera, Eurotatoria, Philodinida, Philodinidae.
AUGUAUUGGGGGGAUAGUGCACCUUCUAUUGAUUUGUGUGAAAUGCAUGAUGAGUUAUCAGCAGAUAGGGAUUAUUUGGUUGAGGGUGAUCAGUGCGUUUUAAAUAUUAAUUUCGCAGAGAUGGAAAAACGUCAUCGUCUUCGAAUUGCUUUCGAAUGGGACGACGCUCAAGAUGGUAUUUCAUCAAAUAUUUUGCCAACAUGCCGUUUACUCUCACUGUUGACGACAUAUGUGGGUGAUACACUGAUAUUAGAAGAAGAGACAAGAGCUGAUGCUGAUAUUAUUUCUAUGCAAGAUGAUAAUGACAUAAUGAUUGUAGAAAAUGCAGAGGAUGAUGACGUUGUAUUAACUGAAUGGAAGUGUGCUGGCGGCGAUGAUGAUGAUAUAAUUUUUCUGGAAUACAAACCAGCAUCUAAACGUGCAGACAUUUGA